This is a messenger RNA of Syngnathus typhle (broad-nosed pipefish), 3091 nucleotides long. RefSeq names its product sodium/potassium/calcium exchanger 3-like. Gene Ontology annotation, cellular component: membrane. Bases 256 to 2121 code for a protein of 621 amino acids. The record is from RefSeq and is a predicted model, not a curated record. The transcript is spliced from 17 exons. Gene Ontology annotation, molecular function: calcium channel activity; calcium, potassium:sodium antiporter activity. NCBI's taxonomy places the organism in Eukaryota, Metazoa, Chordata, Actinopteri, Syngnathiformes, Syngnathidae. Gene Ontology annotation, biological process: calcium ion transmembrane transport; intracellular calcium ion homeostasis.
AUGCUUCGACUGGGCGGUUUGACACGGACUCCUUCCAUCUGGGUUGGAUGCUGAGAUGCUGCUGACGGGCUGAGCCUCUUGACUGGACUCCCUAUCCGUCGAAGGGGAACCAAGAAAGACGAUCGUAUCCUUUGAUUUAUAGCAGCAGGCUGCGUUUUUGACUUAUUGCUGCGCGCAGGGGAGCGGCCACGAAACGCGUGAACGAACGGCGACAUGUUCUGAACGGAGAGGCCGGCGAGUGGUGUCGGCGGCGGGAUGAAGGCGCCGAGGAGACCGAGACAGAAACUGCUUGUCCCCCGGCUCUGCGUCAGUGGACUCGGUCUGCUCGCAGCUGUCUGGGUGUUGCAUCCUAAUGAUGUAGCAGUUACAGACUAUCGUAGAAACUCUGGAGAUGUUGAAAUCUUCUUAUCCAAAAAAGAGGUCAUCAUCCAGAAAGAUGACAACAAUCAAUCCUCAGACUCAUUCUCCAAAUCUGCCAUCAGUGAGUUUCCAGAAGACAUUUUUACUCUGGAGCAGCGGAGACAGGGAGCUGUCGUCCUCCACGUGCUCUGUGCGAUCUACAUGUUUCACGCACUAGCCAUUGUGUGUGAUGUUUAUUUCGUGCCAUCACUGGAAAAAGUCUCAGAGAACCUGCAACUCAGCCAGGAUGUGGCCGGGGCAACCUUCAUGGCCGCCGGGAGCUCUGCCCCUGAACUCUUCACAUCUUUGAUUGGAGUGUUUAUCACAAAAGGAGAUGUUGGUGUUGGAACAAUCGUGGGUUCGGCAGUCUUUAACAUCCUGGUCAUCAUUGGUCUCUGUGGCAUCUUUGCAGGACAGCCAAUCUCUCUGAGCUGGUGGCCGUUGUUUCGCGAUGCUGCCUUCUACAUCGUGUCCAUCAUUGUGCUCAUUGCGGUGAUCUACGACGAAAAAGUCCAGUGGUGGGAGACCAUAAUACUGAUCUCCAUGUAUGCAAUGUAUAUAGUCAUUAUGAAGUUCAAUAGCUGUCUGUGCAGCCUCGUUGAGCGAUUUUGCAACCAGGCAGGUCAGCCGUGUUUGAGCGGUCUGCGACGGGCAACGGCGGUGGGGAAUACCGGCGACUGUGAUGCAGACAUUGUGCCGCUUAAAUCGGACUCGUGUGCUGUGGUUGGUCAGGACUCGGGGGUGGUGAGGGUGGAUGAGCAGCUCAACCUGCAUCCGCACCAGCUCACCUUCUCAGAGGCAAGCCUCCGCCUUCUCAUCACCGCGCAUUUCCCCCCCUACACCCGCCUGCGCAUGGCGGGGCGCACGCUCAUCAACGAGAGGCAGAGACUGAUCCGAGCUCAGGUCGGGGCCAAAGACGGCAACGCCUCAGCGGACGACGGUUGCGGUGCCGGCGGGUCACGGGGGAGAGAGAACGGGUCAGUUUCCGAGGCGGAAUGUCAGCAUUUAGACGUGGGGAGGGGAGAGGGAAAGGACAGCGGUGAAGCGGUCGCAGGCGCUGCUCAAGUCAAAGAGGAGGAGGAGGAGGAGGAGGAAGAGCAAGAGGGGGAGGAGGAAGAGAGUGAACCCUUCAAACCCUUCAUCAUACCAGAUGGGCCGUGUGUGCGUGUUAAGUGGCUGCUCUCCUGGCCGCUGAGCCUCUUGCUUCACUGCACGGUGCCCGACUGCAACCUUCCACAGUGGGAACGCUGGUACCUGCUCACCUUCCUUGCUUCCACCCUCUGGAUCGCCCUCUUCUCCUACCUCAUGGUCUGGAUGGUAACCAUCAUCAGCUACACACUCGGAAUUCCAGACGUCAUCAUGGGUAUUACCUUCCUGGCAGCCGGCACCAGCGUACCUGACUGCAUGGCCAGCCUCAUCGUUGCCCGACGAGGCUUGGGCGACAUGGCCGUGUCCAACUCCAUUGGAAGUAAUAUCUUUGAUGUGCUGCUGGGCUUGGGUUUCCCCUGGGCACUGAGUACACUCAUUGUCAGCCAUGGCACAGUGGUAACAAUCAACAGCAAGGGCCUGGUCUACUCCGUUAUCCUGCUCUUGGCCUCAGUUAUACUCACUGUCCUGUGCAUCCAUCUAAACCGCUGGAAGUUGGACCGCAAGCUGGGCCUCUGGCUUAUGCUGCUCUACGCCAUCUUCCUCUUCUGCUCCAUCAGCUUCGAGAGGCUGUAGACUGGGGGACACAAACACGCUUUUUUUCCCCUCACUGGAAUGAAUUUCACGCCUCAUGCCUAAAGAGCUCCCUUUUGAUAAACAAUUAUUUUACAUGGUUUUGUAACGCUACAUCUGAACCUCGGCCACAGAUGGUAGAUAAUAAUUCAGUUUGUAUUCGACUUACUGUACUUUGUAAUGUGAGAAAAAUGUCAUUAUUUCACGACUGCCAACUUUAUGGGAGAUUACAUGGUAUGUACCGUUUUUUUUCAUGUAUAAUGCGCAAAAUUUAACUAAUUUAUUGUCCUAAAAUCUGGGGUGCGCAUUAUACAUGGGUACAAAAAAAAACUUUUUUUUAAUUUAAUUAAAAAAUUUUUUUUAUCAGGAUAUGAUACGGAGGCAGCCAUUACAGAAGCGCUUUCUUCUCUGCUGUUCACUUCAAACACGCUCCAUACGAACACAAUGCUCUUGUAUCAGACGCUUGCUCGAUCAUCUGCUUGUUUGCUGUCACAAUGUACCCUCCACAAAUCCGAAACAUUUCUUCGCUAUCGAGUUUGCUAGCGCAUGCGCAGUGAUACUGACCGGCAGAAUAACAUCCGGUUGUUCCCAAAGAUCUUUUUUCUGAAAUAAUUUUACGUUAACCGACUUAAGUAGGAGUAAAGAUUUGGGUGUGUAUUAUACAUGGGUACAGGCUUUUUUCCAGCAUCAACAUGCCAUUUUUAGGGUGCGUAUUAUACAUGGGGGCGCAUUAUACAUGGAAAAAAACGGUAGUUGCUUCUUGUUUACAUUUUUUUAUGCAGUUUUAUCAUGCCUUUGAUGUGUGGUGGUUGUAAAUGACUGAGUGAUCAUGUGCUAGCGAUCGGUGUGUUGGUUAUGUUCACAAGCAGACUUUGUGCUUGGAAAAAGAAAAAACUUGUUUUGUUUCUGGAUGUCUGUGCCAGGCGGGUGCACUUGGCUGUGUUGUUAAUUAAAAUGCUGCAUUAUGUGAAAA